CGUUGAGAGGAGUCUACAGAAGUGUGAAGACCCUUCUAGACCCACCAUGGCCUGUGGGUGUGCCUAAGUGGUGUUCUAAAGGUUGGAUGUGUCUUCCGCUAAGGGGAAACUCUGCCGAAAUUUCGUGGACGCCGACACUUGUGAAAAUAUCGAGGGAGCUGAGUGUGGACAGCAAAGGGGGGCUGAAAUUCGUCAUUUCUCAAGGAGAAGAUGAAUGAGAGAGGAGGAGAUGCUAAUGGAAGAGGAGCUGUAGCUGAGAAGACAAGUGAACCGCCGCCAUCAAAAGUUGAAGCUUUGGAUGGCUCCAACUAUGAGGAAUGGAGCGGACGGAUGAGGAGUGCCUUCAAACGCUACAAGCUCCUGAAGAUUGCUGUUGGGGAAGAGAAGAUGCCGGAAGAAGGCGAAGCACGAGAAAAGGGGGAAGUUGGAGGCUUCUGGAAGAUGGGGUGUGCACUUGGGGAUUGCAACGGAUCACAAGGGGUGGCUGCUAUGGGACUUGACCACCCAGAAGUUGACAGUAUGGACAUUGUGACUGCCUUUCUGAAUGGGAUCAUUCUGGAGGAGGUGUACAUGAAACAGCCAGAGGGGCUGGAUGACGGGAGCGGCAGGAAUUUCGGAUUUAUAUUUUGAGUAAUUCUAGCUCCUAAGUUCACCUAGACUCUGUCCUUAAUCCUAACAGGU
Messenger RNA from Closterium sp. NIES-67, 681 nucleotides. NCBI's taxonomy places the organism in Eukaryota, Viridiplantae, Streptophyta, Zygnematophyceae, Desmidiales, Closteriaceae. The record is from the annotation of a GenBank genome assembly.